AUGCCACCAUCACACACACCCACACCCACCUCCGCCCUCUCAACAACCCUCAUCAUCCUCCUCCUCGCCCUCGCCUUCUUCCCCAACCUCUUCCACACCCUAACAACCCUCCCGCUCACCCUCCUCACCCACCUCUUCCUCCCCAGCAAAACAACAACAACAACAACAACCCCUCCACCGACGACGACUAUGUGGUUCCAAAAACAAUUCAGCCUCCCCGCCCGCGCCCGCGGCUCCUACCUCGUCACCGACCUCGUGCUCUCCCAGCUCCCCGAGAUAGCCGAGUAUAAAGUCGGGCUGUUGAAUUUGUUCGUGCAGCAUACGAGUUGCGCGCUGAGCUUGAAUGAGAAUUGGGAUGAGGAUGUGAGGCAUGACAUGACGGAUGCGCUGGAGCGCAUUGCGCCGUACGAGGGGAAGAAGGGGGAGGAGCUGUAUAGGCAUAGUGCUGAGGGGAGAGAUGAUAUGCCGGCGCAUAUCAAGAGCUCUCUCAUCGGCGCAAGCGUCACAAUCCCCAUCAAGGACGGAAAACUUGCGACCGGAACGUGGCAGGGUAUCUGGUACCUCGAGUUCCGAGCCGUAAAGCACACGCGCAAGAUCGUGGCGACGAUUCAGGGAGAGAAGUAUCAAUGA
This is a messenger RNA of Scedosporium apiospermum, 630 nucleotides long. RefSeq lists its product as uncharacterized. The transcript is spliced from 3 exons. NCBI's taxonomy places the organism in Eukaryota, Fungi, Ascomycota, Sordariomycetes, Microascales, Microascaceae. The coding region runs from base 1 to 630 and encodes 209 amino acids. The record is from RefSeq and is a predicted model, not a curated record.